Molecule: messenger RNA, 1008 nt
Organism: Lottia gigantea (owl limpet)
Lineage: Eukaryota; Metazoa; Mollusca; Gastropoda; Lottiidae
Exons: 1
Coding region: 1-1008 (335 amino acids)
Biological process (GO): G protein-coupled receptor signaling pathway
Cellular component (GO): membrane
Molecular function (GO): G protein-coupled receptor activity
Source: RefSeq, a predicted model, not a curated record
AUGAAAAAUUGUACUUUAGAAAUAGAAUUCAUGGGAUUUGAAGACCAAUCUCUAUUUUAUACAGUGGUUAAUUUGUUUUUGUGUGUAUUUAUUUGUUCUGGUAAUAUACUGACUAUUGCAGUGGUUUGGAGAACACCAGUAUUACGAACUGUACCCAAUAUGUACGUGGUCUCUCUGGCAGUAGCUGAUUUGCUGGUUGGUGGUUUGGCUGUUCCAAUACAAGCAUUAUUCUAUAUUCCAGUUGUCCGUAAAUUCGAUAGUGAAGAUGAAUAUUUCUGUUUGUUUCGACAUGUGUCAUUUUUUGUAUCGGCAUUAGCUUCAAUACUACAUAUAGUCGCCAUUGCUGUAGACAGAACGAUCUACAUUGGAUAUCCUCUGCAUUAUCCACUAAUAUCAACUGGUAAAAGGGCUCUUGUUUUGAUAACGUCUGUGUGGAUUUUUUCCUUGAUAACAGGAUCAAUUCCAAUGUAUUAUAAUCAUUGGGGACCAUGUCGACCAUGUUACGUCUUUUGGCUGAUACCGCGGCCGUACAUGAUUUGUGUUGGUGUCUUAUUUCUUAUUGCUUCAGUCAUUACAGCAUGUUUGUAUGGAUACAUUUUGAAUAUCAGCAGAACACAGCGAAAGAGCUGCGGAGAGGUUGUUCAUGACAAACGUCGAUUCGAAUCAGAGAUGAAGUUAGUGAGGUCUUUUAUGAUAAUUUUCGGACUGUUCUUUAUUUCGUGGUUGCCAUUGCUGGUAGUUACUGUAGUUGGUCCCGUUGAUAAAAACUCGUCGCUGUGGCUCAGUAGAACCAUACCGUUCGGUAUAGCCAAUUCCGGAGUUAACUUCAUCAUAUACGUGUGGAAGAAUACCGAUUUCAGACAAGCCAUAAUUAGAAUGGUUUGUUCAAAGAAAUACGCUCAAAGACGAAUACAGCCGCAACAGAUUUCUGUAGUUGCCAGCUUUAGUAGAGUUGCAAGGUCGAUCACUAUUGACCAAAUAGAUAAAAAAAAUGGAACAAUAACUUAA